AUGCAACAACUUGACUUGACAAAAUGGUCUGCAAUGCCAUCAUUCAAGGGAACAAAUGGCCCCAGUGGGUCUUUUCACGCCGAGGCAGACGAACACCAUAGACUAGACUAUGUCCUCUCGCUGCUGUAUCCUUCCACUGUCCGUGUGCAACACUCACAUCCCAUCUUCGGUCACAUUCACUCGCUGCGGCUUUUGAUGCUGUCAAAUGGAGCUCAUUUGUUGCUUAAAGGAUCCCCAUCAUCACGGACCGCUCUCCUUCGACGCGAGCGGUCAUUUCUCGAAACCGAAGCCCAGUUUCUUGCUCUUCUAGGGCAGACUGCAAACCCUUGUAUCCCCCAGCUCUAUCAUUACGACCCUCAUGGAAGUCACUGGGGAUCUGCCUACUUGAUUCGCCAGUAUAUGAAAGGGAAAAGCCUGUCAGAGAUGGAUGGCGAACUCACCUCGGAGCAACGAGACGGUAUCGACCGCCAUUUGGGCUUCUUAGUGAGCACCAUCGGCCAAAAUGCUGCCCCUGGGUUCGGGUCUUUGCAGCAAGUGGCAUUUGGUGCUGGGAGACCCUCCUGGCGAGAGGCCUUUUGUGCCCUGUUUGAAGGUGUUCUUCGCGACGCUGAGGAUAUGUUCAUUCACCUUCCUUACUCGGAGAUCCGACACGAGCUGAGUCGCCUGGCACCUGCUCUCGAAGAUGUAUCGCUACCACGUCUGGUGGUCGUGGAUUUUGGUCGAUCUUCCCACGUUUUGGUGAAUGAGGAGUCCGGGCAGUUGUCUGGCAUUGUGGACUUCAGCAGUGCCCUGUGGGGUGAUGUGUUAAUGGCGGAGAUAUUCGCGAAUGCAUCCCCGGCAGUCUUGCAGGGAGCAGGAAUGGCGACGUCCAGGACAAAGAAGGAAAAUAUCCGCUUGGUUUUGUAUGCGUGCUACCGCCUGGUAUCCCAAAUCACUGUGCAAUAUUAUCGAAAUCGGGACGAGACGAGCGAGUUUGCUGCGCGGAGACGAUUGACAACCACCAUUGCAGAAAUGACGAGGCUGAAAGUGGAAUAG
Molecule: messenger RNA, 1035 nt
Organism: Penicillium coprophilum
Lineage: Eukaryota; Fungi; Ascomycota; Eurotiomycetes; Eurotiales; Aspergillaceae
Product: phosphotransferase family protein
Exons: 2
Coding region: 1-1035 (344 amino acids)
Source: RefSeq, a predicted model, not a curated record